This is a messenger RNA of Saitoella complicata NRRL Y-17804, 1156 nucleotides long. RefSeq names its product disulfide isomerase. Gene Ontology annotation, molecular function: protein disulfide isomerase activity. The coding region runs from base 60 to 1130 and encodes 356 amino acids. The transcript has 2 exons. Gene Ontology annotation, cellular component: endoplasmic reticulum. Gene Ontology annotation, biological process: protein folding. NCBI's taxonomy places the organism in Eukaryota, Fungi, Ascomycota, Saitoellomycetes, Saitoellales, Saitoellaceae. The record is from RefSeq and is a predicted model, not a curated record.
CAUCCCGGUACGACACGUAGCCCAACAACUCCAUACAAAGGCCGUUGAACCCUUCGAUCAUGUUGAAGUCAGUGUUUGCCCUCUUCCUCGCCGCCAGCGCCGCCCUCGCCAGCAACGUCGUCGACCUUACCCCGUCCAACUUUGACGAAAUCGUGGGCUCCGGAAAGCCCGCACUCGUCGAAUUCUUCGCACCAUGGUGUGGACACUGCAAGACGCUGGCUCCUAUCUACGAAGAGCUCGCCGACUCGUACAAGGCUCAGGACAAGGUUGUCAUUGCGAAGGUCAACGCCGAUGAUCACCGCUCCCUCGGAUCUCGAUACGGCGUCAAGGGUUUCCCUACGUUAAAGAUGUUCGAUGGAACCACCAAGAACCCCAAAGACUACAACAAAGCCCGCGACCUCGACUCCCUCCAAUCCUUCAUCGCCGAAACCACCGGCAUCAAGCCCAAGGGCAAGAAAGUCGAGCCGUCCGACGUCGCAGUCCUCACAGACGAAAACUUUGAUUCCAUCGUCCUGGAUCCCUCCAAGGAUGUUUUGGUUGAGUUCUAUGCGCCGUGGUGUGGGUACUGUAAGCAGUUGGCCCCCGUGUGGGAGAUUGUCGCGAGUGAUUUCAAUACGGAUGAGCAUGUUGUUGUUGCUAAGCUUGAUGCUACUGAGCACCCUGCUGCUGCGGAGAGAUAUGGUGUCAAGGGAUACCCUACCCUCAAGUUCUUCCCCAAGGGUGCUGACAAGACUCCUGUUGACUACCCCUCUGGCCGUACCGAGAAUGACUUUGUUGCGUACUUGAAUGAGCAGACCGGGACCCAGCGUGCCGUCGGUGGUGGUUUGACCGACGAAGCCGGCCGCGUUCCCGCCCUCGAUACUCUCGCCCAGCAAUUUGUUGCCGCCGAUGACAAGGAGUCCGUCAUCGCCGAAGCCAAGUCUGUCGUCGAGGGUGACGCCAACGGUUCCUACUACGUCAAGGCCAUGGAGAAGAUCCUCGCUAACCCCAAGCAUGUCGCGAACGAGAUUCACCGUUUGGAGAGUAUCAUUGCGAAGGGUAACUUGGCGAAGGCUAAACUUGAUUCGUUCAUUAAGAGGAAGAACAUUCUUUCUGCUUUUGAGUUUACGGCUGCCAAGGAUGAGCUUUAAGUUAGUAUACCAUGACCAGGGUUGAU